Molecule: messenger RNA, 1487 nt
Organism: Heteronotia binoei (common prickly gecko)
Lineage: Eukaryota; Metazoa; Chordata; Lepidosauria; Squamata; Gekkonidae
Gene: SHISA2
Product: shisa family member 2
Exons: 2
Coding region: 39-911 (290 amino acids)
Biological process (GO): negative regulation of fibroblast growth factor receptor signaling pathway; negative regulation of Wnt signaling pathway
Cellular component (GO): endoplasmic reticulum
Source: RefSeq, a predicted model, not a curated record
GCCGGGCGCUGCUGCUGCCGCCGCCCCCUAGCGGUGCCAUGUGGAGGGGGCGCUGUUCGCUGAGGCGGGCGACGCUGGGCGGGUGGCUCUUGCUGCUGCUGCUGCUGGGGCUGGCGGCGAGGACGCGGGCCAGCGGCGAGUACUGCCACGGCUGGCUGGACGGGGCGGUCUGGCGGGACGGCUUCCAGUGCCCGGAGCACUUCGACGACGGCGACGCAACCAUUUGCUGCGGCACUUGCGCCCUUCGCUACUGCUGCUCCCGAGCCGAGGCCCGGCUGGAUCAGGGCGUGUGCGACAACGACAGGCAAUUGGGGGGAGUGGAGCACGGCCGGCCGGAUAAGGACCUUCCGGACGGCGCAGCAGUGCCUAUCUAUGUGCCGUUCCUUAUCGUCGGAUCUGUUUUUGUUGCGUUCAUCAUCCUGGGCUCUCUGGUGGCAGCUUGUUGCUGCCGAUGCCUGCGACCCAAGCAAGAGCCUCAGCAGAGCAGAGCUCCUGGAAGCAACCGGAUGAUGGAGACCAUUCCCAUGAUUCCAAGUGCCAGCACUUCCCGAGGGUCCUCCUCACGCCAAUCAAGUACUGCUGCCAGCUCCAGUUCCAGUGCCAACUCAGGUGCCCGGGGCCCCCCUACCAGGUCACAAACCAACUGCUGUUUACCAGAAGGGGCCAUGAAUAAUGUAUACGUCAACAUGCCUACAAAUUUCUCAGUACUGAACUGCCAGCAGGCUACACAGAUAGUGCCGCACCAAGGACAGUAUUUGCACCCACAGUACGUUGGAUACGCUGUGCAGCAUGACUCCAUGCCUCCCGUUCCCCCUUUUUUGGACAGUCUGCAAAGUGGAUACAGGCCAAUUCAGUCCCCCUAUCCGCACAGCAAUAGCGAACAGAAGAUGUACCCAGCAGUAACUGUAUAACUUGGGGGGAGGGGGGGGGUUGAAAUAAACCACAGAAGCAAAAAAAAUUAUAUUGCUGCAACAGACUGUGAGCAGCCAAGAAAUGCUUUUGGGAGGAGGUUUGCUGAACAUCAUUUGUAAAUAAUUUCGGAUGGCUCUUGCAUGUCAGACUGUGUUUAUAAAUGGUUUUCUUUUUGUUGGAUUUAUUUGCCAAAAAAGGAGAACACCCUCUAUGAAGAUAUCUUUGAAUUAACAUUUCCAGAUAGUGCUUCCAUUCCAGUGCAUGAUUUACAGAGGCAAAGGAUUAUACUGAAGAGGUAUCUACAUUUCAGCCAGGCAAGUGUAUGUAAGAGUGAUUAGGUGCCUCAGCCAAUACAUGCCCUUCAGGUGCACCAUAGUCAGAGGAAUUUGCCUAGAUAAUAGAAAAGGUUUUGUUAUGCUGUACAAGACAUUGUUUUAAAAGCAUCUUUUCUUACCCUUCCCCCACCCCUCAUCCUCUAGGUUAACUUCAUAUUUGCUGUACUGACAAUCACGGUGAUGACAGAAGGCAAUACAGUGCAUUCCUUGUUAGUUACAGAGCCCUUGGAGCUUAAUCUG